Homo sapiens (human) is the source of this 2094-nucleotide messenger RNA. RefSeq names its product C-type lectin domain containing 14A (gene CLEC14A). The transcript has a single exon. Gene Ontology annotation, biological process: vascular endothelial growth factor receptor-2 signaling pathway; cell migration involved in sprouting angiogenesis; vascular endothelial growth factor receptor-3 signaling pathway. Gene Ontology annotation, cellular component: membrane. The record is from RefSeq and is marked reviewed. Lineage: Eukaryota; Metazoa; Chordata; Mammalia; Primates; Hominidae. The coding region runs from base 72 to 1544 and encodes 490 amino acids.
AGACACAGCUCUGCGUCCUCGAGCGGGACAGAUCCAAGUUGGGAGCAGCUCUGCGUGCGGGGCCUCAGAGAAUGAGGCCGGCGUUCGCCCUGUGCCUCCUCUGGCAGGCGCUCUGGCCCGGGCCGGGCGGCGGCGAACACCCCACUGCCGACCGUGCUGGCUGCUCGGCCUCGGGGGCCUGCUACAGCCUGCACCACGCUACCAUGAAGCGGCAGGCGGCCGAGGAGGCCUGCAUCCUGCGAGGUGGGGCGCUCAGCACCGUGCGUGCGGGCGCCGAGCUGCGCGCUGUGCUCGCGCUCCUGCGGGCAGGCCCAGGGCCCGGAGGGGGCUCCAAAGACCUGCUGUUCUGGGUCGCACUGGAGCGCAGGCGUUCCCACUGCACCCUGGAGAACGAGCCUUUGCGGGGUUUCUCCUGGCUGUCCUCCGACCCCGGCGGUCUCGAAAGCGACACGCUGCAGUGGGUGGAGGAGCCCCAACGCUCCUGCACCGCGCGGAGAUGCGCGGUACUCCAGGCCACCGGUGGGGUCGAGCCCGCAGGCUGGAAGGAGAUGCGAUGCCACCUGCGCGCCAACGGCUACCUGUGCAAGUACCAGUUUGAGGUCUUGUGUCCUGCGCCGCGCCCCGGGGCCGCCUCUAACUUGAGCUAUCGCGCGCCCUUCCAGCUGCACAGCGCCGCUCUGGACUUCAGUCCACCUGGGACCGAGGUGAGUGCGCUCUGCCGGGGACAGCUCCCGAUCUCAGUUACUUGCAUCGCGGACGAAAUCGGCGCUCGCUGGGACAAACUCUCGGGCGAUGUGUUGUGUCCCUGCCCCGGGAGGUACCUCCGUGCUGGCAAAUGCGCAGAGCUCCCUAACUGCCUAGACGACUUGGGAGGCUUUGCCUGCGAAUGUGCUACGGGCUUCGAGCUGGGGAAGGACGGCCGCUCUUGUGUGACCAGUGGGGAAGGACAGCCGACCCUUGGGGGGACCGGGGUGCCCACCAGGCGCCCGCCGGCCACUGCAACCAGCCCCGUGCCGCAGAGAACAUGGCCAAUCAGGGUCGACGAGAAGCUGGGAGAGACACCACUUGUCCCUGAACAAGACAAUUCAGUAACAUCUAUUCCUGAGAUUCCUCGAUGGGGAUCACAGAGCACGAUGUCUACCCUUCAAAUGUCCCUUCAAGCCGAGUCAAAGGCCACUAUCACCCCAUCAGGGAGCGUGAUUUCCAAGUUUAAUUCUACGACUUCCUCUGCCACUCCUCAGGCUUUCGACUCCUCCUCUGCCGUGGUCUUCAUAUUUGUGAGCACAGCAGUAGUAGUGUUGGUGAUCUUGACCAUGACAGUACUGGGGCUUGUCAAGCUCUGCUUUCACGAAAGCCCCUCUUCCCAGCCAAGGAAGGAGUCUAUGGGCCCGCCGGGCCUGGAGAGUGAUCCUGAGCCCGCUGCUUUGGGCUCCAGUUCUGCACAUUGCACAAACAAUGGGGUGAAAGUCGGGGACUGUGAUCUGCGGGACAGAGCAGAGGGUGCCUUGCUGGCGGAGUCCCCUCUUGGCUCUAGUGAUGCAUAGGGAAACAGGGGACAUGGGCACUCCUGUGAACAGUUUUUCACUUUUGAUGAAACGGGGAACCAAGAGGAACUUACUUGUGUAACUGACAAUUUCUGCAGAAAUCCCCCUUCCUCUAAAUUCCCUUUACUCCACUGAGGAGCUAAAUCAGAACUGCACACUCCUUCCCUGAUGAUAGAGGAAGUGGAAGUGCCUUUAGGAUGGUGAUACUGGGGGACCGGGUAGUGCUGGGGAGAGAUAUUUUCUUAUGUUUAUUCGGAGAAUUUGGAGAAGUGAUUGAACUUUUCAAGACAUUGGAAACAAAUAGAACACAAUAUAAUUUACAUUAAAAAAUAAUUUCUACCAAAAUGGAAAGGAAAUGUUCUAUGUUGUUCAGGCUAGGAGUAUAUUGGUUCGAAAUCCCAGGGAAAAAAAUAAAAAUAAAAAAUUAAAGGAUUGUUGAUAACCCAGACUCAAAUAUCAUUGCCUUCCUCCAGGAGUAAUUAGGAACAGCUGAGGGCAUGCUGGGAGUAAGCAGCAAGAGUGCAUUCUGCUUUUAGAUUGAGGGAGAGGU